UCCCUCAAAUCUAAAUCCAUCUCCGAUCUCUGUCUAUAUAAAGCGAUCCACAUCCGGUGACCAUCAUCCUAUAGCAAGCAGAUUCACAGAUAUCAGAAAAGCUCUUUGAAAAGAAGCACCGAAGGUUGUCACUUCAUAACCCUGCAAAACCGACGACAAUGUCUCUGAUCCCAAGCAUUUUCGGCGGCCGAUGGGACCCCUUCUCGAUGGACGUCUGGUCACCCAACUUCACGUCCAACGAUGAGCUGUCGACCUUCGCGAACCUGCGGGUUGACUGGAAGGAGACGCCGGAAGCCCAUGUGUUUAAAGCCGACCUGCCGGGCCUCAAGAAGGAGGAGGUGAAGGUGGAGAUGGAAGAGGGAAGAGUUCUCAAGAUCAGCGGAGAGAGGAGCGUCGAGAAGGAGGACAAGGGCGAGGAAUGGCACCGGGUUGAGAGAGGCCGCGGCAAGUUCCUGCGGAGGUUCCGGCUGCCGGAGAAUGCCAAGGCGGACGAGGUGAAAGCGUCGAUGGAGAACGGCGUCCUGACUGUAGCCAUCCCCAAGCUGCCGGAGAAGAAGCCGGAGGUGAGGUCCGUCCAGAUCACCGGCUGAGAAGGUUGUGUUACGUUGGUUCGAGCGGCUUUUUAAUCCGAUCGCGGUGCGAGGAAGGUGAUAAGAGUCCGAGAGAAGUUUGUGUCAUGAGUCGUUUUGUACGUUGUUGUGUGUGUCCAGUGUGCCGUCUCAGCAUUUUGGCCUAGAUCGAGGAUUGUAAU
Molecule: messenger RNA, 751 nt
Organism: Syzygium oleosum
Lineage: Eukaryota; Viridiplantae; Streptophyta; Magnoliopsida; Myrtales; Myrtaceae
Product: class I heat shock protein-like
Exons: 1
Coding region: 159-590 (143 amino acids)
Biological process (GO): response to salt stress; protein folding; response to hydrogen peroxide
Source: RefSeq, a predicted model, not a curated record